Molecule: messenger RNA, 3266 nt
Organism: Pocillopora verrucosa
Lineage: Eukaryota; Metazoa; Cnidaria; Anthozoa; Scleractinia; Pocilloporidae
Product: signal peptide, CUB and EGF-like domain-containing protein 1
Biological process (GO): signal transduction
Cellular component (GO): cell surface
Molecular function (GO): calcium ion binding; protein binding
Source: RefSeq, a predicted model, not a curated record
CCCUCUUUAAGUUGCUGAUUCUGCCGUGAAGAGAGUUGUCCAACCAGGCACCACUCACUUUGCAAUGGUUCGUUUGAUACUCUUCGCGAUUCUUGGCUUUAUCCAAGUACCAGUCGCCAAAGGUUAUGUGUAUCAACUUUUUGUGUCCACGGGUUUCUCUGGGAUUGACGAUGACAAGGUUUCAAUCAUUUUGGUGGGUGUAGGAGGUGCUCAGACAUCGGUUCACCAUCUGUCAGGACCGUUUGACCGUUACAGCGUAAUGCGAUUUACGAUAACAGAUCGAGAUGUAGGAAAACUUUCCGCCAUCAAAAUACAACUGGUACAAACCGGAGUUUAUCAAGACUAUUGGUGGCUAAGCCAGAUUUAUGUUAUUACGUCUCGGCAACGUUACCAAUUUUCUUACAACAAAGAAGUAAAAUACCAAUGGAAUACCAUUUCUUUGAACUGCAGAAAAGGUUUUAAGAAAGCACCCGAUGGGAAAUGUGUCGACAUCGACGAAUGCAAGGAUUCUGGUGGCUGUGCAGACAAUGUUGCUUCGUGUCAUAAUAACGUUGGCUCAUACACAUGUACCUGUCCUCUGGGCUACAGGACAAACUACGAAAACCGCUGUGAAGAUGUAGAUGAAUGUAGAUCAAACAAAGGCGGCUGUGAUGAGUAUUGUAUAAACACUGUUGGCUCAUUUCACUGCGCAUGUCACCGCAGCGGCUUUCAAGUCGUCGAUGGUUAUCGCUGUGCAGAUAUCGACGAGUGUAAAGAGGGGAAGGACAAUUGCGACAAGACGACAACUACUUGUAGAAACUACCCUGGUGGUUUUCAGUGUAAAUGUAAACCAGGAUACGAGUGGAAGGAUUACUCAUCUUGUAAACGUAAGACGUGCUCCCACUUCAGCGCAGACAGAGAUUCUCGUAGUCAACUUCAUCCUGCAAAAUGCACACAAGAGGGACAAAAUAAAUACGAGGACACCUGCAAAGUUGUGUGCAAUCAUGGAAAUGUUCUGAAUAAGCCAGCGGCUGAGAUUACAACUUGCGGCAAAGAUGGGUUGUGGGUUCCUCAUCCAUCGUAUUGCAUAGGAAGACCAUGUCCAUCAUUAAAAGACAUUCCAAAUGGUUCUGUGCAGGCCAGCUGCAAAAUAUAUCUUGAUGGCUCCACUCGUUAUGGAGGUCGAUGCUUUUACAGGUGUAAUUCCGGGUACGAUCUGAAGGGAGUCAGCUACAGGGACUGUCAGGCGGAUGGUAAAUGGAGUGGAACUGAACCGAUUUGUGAAAAACGGCAUCCGACACCGUAUAUCACGUGUCCUUCUGACAUUAAUGUGAUUCUAAAGCCGGGGAUGAGCACAGCGGAUGUCAGUGAUCAGUGGAAAAUCCCCACAGCUAACGUUAAGAACGUCACUGCUGUUGAACCUCCUGGUGUAAGCAGCAGCUACCGAUUCCCGUUCGGCAGCACGACUGUCAGGUGGGCAGCGGUGAACGAAAUCGGUCAAGCGAAAUUUUGCACAGUGCUUGUGGGUGUGAAAGACAAUGAAAAACCCAAGGUUGUCUUCUGUCCAGAGAAGAUCUACAAAGUGUCCUACAGCACCUCUCAAGUGUGGGUAAACAUCUCAAGACCGGUCUUCACUGAUAAUGUUGGUAUUGUCAGAUACAUUCCUCCUCUCAUUGACGGCAAGUCUUUGUCAAGAACAAGUGGCUAUCACAUGACUUUCACUGCUGUUGACGCCAGUGGAAAUUCAGCGGAUUGUAAAAUCAUCCUGUAUGUCGGAGGAGAACGAUGCCAAUUGCCCCCUGAAAGCGACCCCCCUAGUGGUUCAAUGACGUGCCAUUGGAUACUGGGCGGGACCACCAGAUAUUGUAUAAGAACGUGCCCUCAGGGCGAAAAGCCUUUUGGUUUCUAUUCUUGGUGGUCUUGUGGAAAAUCUGAUGGAAAAUGGAAAAGUUAUCCUCAAUCGUUACCAGUUCCACAGUGUGUUGGUUACAAGGAGGUCAAUACCAGUCUUCCAUGUGACGUUGGUAGCAUUCGGAAUUCGUCGUUUGGCUCAGGCUGCUAUGAAUGCCCACCAGGGACGUAUGACAAAAAUGGCGCCUGUGAAGCAUGCGCAGAAGGCACGUUUCAGGAAAAAACUGGGCAGACAGACUGUAAAGCAUGUCCUUCAGGGACACAAUCAGGAAAAGGAGCAUACAAGUGUCGACUUAUUUGUCCACCUGGUCGAUAUUCCAAGGAUGGACUCGGCCCAUUCUGUAAAUUUUGUUCCAAUGGAACAUACCAAGACAAACCACAGCGGACAAGUUGCUUGCCUUGUCCACAGGGAACCUACACCCUGCAUAUUGGAGCUACGUUUUGUGGAAGGUCUCCUAAAAUCACAAAACUUGAGCCGGGAGACGUUGCUUCAGUCAGUGUGGGUGGGACUGUGGUGUUGAAAUGUUUCUCAGAUGGAGAACCCACACCUUCUGUUUAUUGGAAGUACUCAGUUAAUGGUAAAGGUUCCAAAACUCAAGCCCCAAUCAAGGACAAGAACGGUAAUCCCAUAGGAACACAGCUGACCAUCGGAAAUGCAGACUCAUCAGAUAGCGGAAGCUACUCUUGCAUGUCAGCUAACACACAUGGUGAAGUGACUCGUGCUGCUCAACUCACUGUUGCAAAAUCAUCUGUUAGGAGAGAAACAACACGAAAGAAAGAUAUGGCAAAUGACGUCUUGUUUCCGAGGGCUGUAGAUCAGUGUCCCGCGGGUAAAUUCAGUGCGGACGGGUCAGGUCCUCUGUGCCGAGUCUGCCCAAAAGAUACUUACCAGGACCAACCUGGAGAGACCGCAUGUAAAAACUGUGAGCAUGGGACCAAGACUUUGCAAUUGGCUGCGACUUCUGCAGAGGCAUGUGGCGUUUCCCCGGUGAUCACCAGCUUGAACUCCAGUGUAGACACGAAUAGUAGAGAAGCUGUGCUCGACUGUUAUGCGCAUGCCUCGCCAACCCCACUUGUCAGUUGGCAUUUUCUGGAGGAUGUUCCAAGUGACUUCCUUGGUAUUCCCAAGCUCGUACAGCUGGUUAACAGUAAAGGACAACCAAUUGGUACUCGCAUGGUUAUAAGAGUAGUCACAGAACACAACACAGGGCGGUACGAGUGUACCGCGGUCAACCAAUUCGGCCAGGACAAGGAAACCCUUGACUUGAAAGUGUCGUGAUCGUGAUGUCAGUCAUGGUUACUGGAAAUUCCAAGAGCAACAACAGCGGUACAGUGUCAACGCAGAUUUAUUGACUGAACACUCUUGUAACUCCUCU